Spizellomyces punctatus DAOM BR117 is the source of this 7315-nucleotide messenger RNA. RefSeq lists its product as uncharacterized. The coding region runs from base 288 to 7145 and encodes 2285 amino acids. The transcript is spliced from 23 exons. NCBI's taxonomy places the organism in Eukaryota, Fungi, Chytridiomycota, Chytridiomycetes, Spizellomycetales, Spizellomycetaceae. The record is from RefSeq and is a predicted model, not a curated record.
GAUGGAUUUCGUCCAAGGACUUCACGGAAGGCAAAAGAGGAAUUGGGAAUCGAGAAAGGACGAAAUUCUGGGUCGCGCUCGCCUUCCCCCUUCAGGCUGCAAAUGGAAAUGGACUGUGCCGCACUGUGAUUGGAUCAUCAUAUCAUGUGACCAGACGCGAUCUUGCAGCAAGUUGCUUCUUAACGCGUCCUCCUCGUCUUUGGCAUUGAGGAAAUUUCGUCACAAAAUGCACCCAUUUAUCUAGGGGAUACUCCCAGCCUGGCAUCAAAAGAUUCCUGUGGAUAGCUAUGACUGAUUUCAGGACCAAAAAUGUGCCACUGGACUGGAGUAGGGUGCUCCAGUUCGACGUGGACGGGCUGUCUCAGCAGCAUCCUGAGCAGAUUGAUAAAGAGCUAGAAGACCUAUAUGAGGUGCUGGUGGAAGCCCACUUGCGCCCAGGCGACCCGCAGGCAACACCCGAAAACCUGCUCCGCCUAUUCCGAGUAACCCAAGCUGUUAUGGAGAAUAAAAACCUUUACUUGGUACAAGCGGAAGAGGACAUACGCGCGCUUGAGACCCGAGUACAACAACAAGACGACGAGAUGGACGGGUUAAUGACCGGAGGAGACGCUUCAUACGUUGCAGAAAUUCGAACUCUUCGGGGAGAUAUUGAAGACCUUGAAAAGCGGAAUGACGCAUUGACCAGAGAUUUAGCUGAGGCUGAGGAGCAAUUGGAUGCUGAAAGGAGUACUAUGAGGGAGAUGACUGCGCAAUUAUCGACGGAGAGAGCGCGAGCAUCCGCCCUUGAAGAAGCUGCCACCCGUAUGAAGGCCGAAAUUAAGGACUAUCAAUCCCAGAUCCAGAACCGCAAAGACCGUUUGCAACUCAAGAAUAUGGACGAGGAUCAGAUCCGGAAGCAACUGCGGGAAAAGAACGGAGAGAUUAACCGCUAUCUUGCCGAGGUGGAACUGCUAAGUGCAGAGAAUACGAGGCUUACUGACGAAGUUCAGACAAUGUCUCAGGAAUUGGAGGCGACAGUAACGGAGUUGGACAGGAAGGAGAGCGAACUGGAGGAAAUUCAGCGCGUCAUUAUUGAUAAUGACAACACCAUCGAUCAAUUGAUCGACGAACGGGCGGCAUUGCAGACGAAGCUCGAAGAUUUGACCCAACAGGUUGAAACCGUGGGCUUUCAAGAUGAACGCUUCCUUACCGAGCUUCAGGAAGAGGUGGAAAGUUACAAGCAAGCGAUGCGGGAUUCAGAGUCCGAUGCCUCAGAAAAGGCCAUGUUGAUCCAGCGCUUGAAAGGCGACAUCUUGAAUUUGCAAGAGGAGCUGAAAACAUAUAAUGUGGAUGCGGUCAGCAAAGCGAUGAGUGAGAAGGAUGACAUCAUUGCAACAUUGCAGGACAAACUCAACGAAGCUUAUCACGAUUUCGAGCUUUUGAGCAUAGACUGGGACAAUAUUGAUAAGGCUCUCUACACAAAAAGUGAAAUUGACCUCGAUUCUCUUCGUAGUCAAUUGGAAACGGCGAAUCAAUUGAAAGAGAAACUGGACGCAUAUAAAGCUCGUCACAAAAAGAAUCUACAGAAGAUACGUGCCGUUGAUGCCCAAUUGGAGGAGAAGGAAAGAGAGUUGAUUGGUCUAAGGGAACGGAUCUCCCAAUACGAAGGAGGCGUGUAUGGAUUGCAAGAAGCAGUCAAGGAAAUUAAAGAUUUAAAAUUGCGGUUAAAUUUACGUGACAAAGACCUGCUGUCCCGCACCCAACAAAUCAACGAAUGGGAAAGGCGGCUGGGAGACCUAAUUGACGAAAACCAGGAAUUGCGGCGCCUACUAGGAAUGGAUGAGAAAUCUUCCGUGGAUGUGACAAAUGUCAAGCAUAUCAGAACUGUGGAACUCGAAAAAGCGCGGGCGCUUAACGAGCAACUUCAACAAGAAAUCGACCGACUCGAGGAGGAAAGACUUCAGCUGAAAGCGAGUUUGCGCCUUCGUGCUAUGGAACGAGGAGAACGGGCGGUCCAAUUAGGAAUGACGGCUGAAGAUAUGGCAGACGUUGAUGACUACGCUGAGAAAUUGCGAAUCAAGAGAGGAGAAGUUACCAGCGGCCACGCUCCAACUGCUACGGUCAUACAUAGUGAUCAACUUGAGAAGCUGGCUGUAGAGUUGGAGCGGGCACAGGUAGACGGAAGUGAAGCACGGCAGCAAGUCAAAAAACUUGAGGACGACAUGCGCCGCCUCCAAAAUGAUAAUGCAAAUCUAGAGGCUGCGGUCAAAGAAGUUUCCCGUACCCUCAUCCAGCUGCAACAUAGCAAUCAAGACAACUCGACGGAAUCCCUGCUGUCGGAAUUGAAUGCUGUCCACAAGCUGGUAGACAUCUUGGAAAAGAAGCAGAGAAUCGAGAAAACGCGUGAUUUGCUCGAGCUGGAUGCUGGAAAGGACGUUCUCAAAGUGAACCAGGCCUUGCGCGACGAUUUGCAAUCUGCUCGAGAUAAGAUUCGGCUAGCUCAGACAGAAUUGGAAAACCUACGUGCGGAAAUUAGGCAAAUCCGGGAGGAUCGAGAUCAUUGGAAACUGGAAGCGCAGAAUCCUAGAAAGCGUGCUGUUACUCUACCAACCGAGCUGUCGAUGGGUAGCGCUGAAGAUUAUAGGGCGCUAGUCGAGCAAUUGGUGGAAUGUAUUUUGGAACUUCAGACUAAAGAUGCGGCCCUAGAGCAGAGCAAAGCGGCCUUGGAGAAUUAUCGGGACUCAUAUGGUAUGCUGGCCGGGCGGCAGCGCCAACUGUAUCGGGAUUAUCAGAACCUAAAGCAAGAGAAUGCGGAAAAAGCGGCAGCACUGGAAGCGAAUCUACGCGAUGCAGAUGCAGCAAGGGAAGCGGCACAAACUCGCACGGAGGAACUCGAGACCUUGGUGGUCAUUCUGUCGGCCGGAUCGGAUGAGUUGAUCAAAAGCUCGCUAAUUGAAGUGCAGCGGAAACUCAUGGUCCUGAAGAUUAAUGAAAAAGCUUUGACCCGUCGAUACUUGGCAUUACAGGAGGUGGAAAGCGGGUUGAGAACGGAGAAUGAGAGAUUGAAGAAUGAUCUUCUACUCCUUGACAAAGCUUCCCGACAACGUAUUGGAUAUCUUGCAGCGUCCAAGCGCGAGGCAAAGAGUAAGGUCCAGAGGUUACUCUCGGAAUUAUCUGAGUCGGUGCCACGUAGCGAACAUACUCAGUUGGAGAAUCGCUUGAAUCUUUACGUCGCCAAAAGUCGGCAGCUUCUUGAGAAGGAACAACAUUGGAUCGGCGAAAGAAUCCGAUGUGAAGAAGAUGUACAACGUGCACAAACAUUACAGAGCAAAAUGCAUGUUGUUGAGCUUGAGUUAACGGAAGCCAAAGAGAAGUUGGAAGCGGCUCAUGCAAAUGCGCUGAGACUAGAAAGCACAGUGGUGCAGCUGGAGAAGAGCAUCGAUGAGCGCGACAAUAUCAUUUUCCAGUUGCGACUAGACCAAAAGAGCAGUAUGAGACUACUUCAAAAGAGUGCUAGCGAUUUGCGAGCAAAACUUGCUGGCGCGGUUUAUCUGGAUAAAUAUGAGCGCGCAUGCGAGCGUACGCGUAUUUUGGAGGCUCGCAAAACCGAAGUGGAUAAAAAUCUUCAGACGUUGCUGGACCAAAAACGAGCUCUUGAUGAUAACCUAGCUGAAACCAAAUUGAAGUUGGAAUCGCAGGAAGAACUUUUGGAAGCUCUUCGAAACCAUUCUGCAAGUACCGAACGUAUUGCAGCAUGGCACAGCAAAAUGGCAGCCUUGCAGCUGGCAGAUCUGCGGUUGCAGCGGGAUAUUGCUCGUGAGCGGGAAGCUUAUCACGCCACUAAAAGGGAACUGCGUGACAAUGUUGUUCGUUUGGCCCAACUGGAGGAAGAGUAUGUAUCAUUACAAAGUGAAUUCGACGCACGACAGCUGGAGUGGGAAAAACGACAGGGAGACCUUGAAGCAACUAUCUGCAACUAUGAAGAGGAGCGUGACCGCAUCUUUCAAGCAGCAACUGCUACAGAAUUCAAAGAUGUAGUCCCAGAUCGCAGUCUCCCGGUCGGUCAACAAUUGGAGACAGCCCUGCGUUUGCUAGUUGAGCGAGGGAGACUUGUCACGGCGCAGGAGAUCAAGAUAUCCACCCUGGAGGGCAAGGUCAGAACACUGGAAACCCAGCUGCAAACUAAUGUGGACGAGCUGUAUAAAAGUAAAUCAGACUUGACGCAUUUGCGUCUCGAAGUCACAACAAAGCAAAUACACGAAACGAACACCGCUCAUAACAUCAUCACCGCCAAGGAAGGAGUUUCUACCUUCGACCAGGUGCGGGAUCGGGAGGGCGAGGCAAUUCGAGUGGCCAAAGAAACUGUUGCGUCGCUGCAGAGACAAUUGUCCGCUAAAGAUGAGCUUGUAGAAAAGUAUCGCAAAAUGCUGAAAGAUGUGCGCGGGGAAAUGAUGUCCCAUAAGGAGGAGUACAAAACCGCCUUGCAAGAGCGUACGGAUACAAUCAAUGCAUUAAGUGACAGGCAAUUGGAAAGGAUUCGGCGACCUCACGAGCAUUCCCAAAGUACAGCAAACCGUGAACCAGAGGCUGACAGUGGAGCCAUUGAAGAAUGGGAGAAGAUGCUAGCUGCCAAGGAACAGGAACUUUUAGGUUUGCAACUGCGGAUGAAGGGAAUUGAGGAAGUGGCCGAGGCGACACGUAGUGACCUGCAGGAGAAGAUUCACUUGUUGACUGCAGAGCUUGACGAAAAGCAGAACCAGAUAGAUGGAAAGAUGCUGGAGUUGAGCAACAUACGUUUGGAGCUGAAAGAAGCGCAGCUGAAAGCUGAAGAGCCUCCCUCCAAGAAAAUGGUCAACCUUGUCAAUCAGUUGCGGCAGGAGUUAGAAAAGAAAGAUGCCAAGCAAGCUAACCUGAUUAAAGUCAUUCAAGAGCUCAAACAAUCAAUGAUGCAGACAGCGGAAGAAGCUGCGAAAAUGAAAAUCGAAGAGAGCCACGGGCGAGCGGACGUGGAGGAGUUGGUACAACAGCGUACGAGGGAGUUGAGUGACCAGAUUGCGGAGCUUGAGGGUAAAGGGCAAAGGAUCAACAAAGCAAAUGCUGGGGAACGGACCGAAGAACAACUUGAAAAGUCUAUACAGAAGCUAAAGGAGGAAGUUAGCAGACGUGAUACUGUGAUAGCAAACCAGGCGACAGAAAUACGCAAGCUGCAAGGAAAUCUGAAGGAGCGCAAAUUGCAGAUGACAAACAGCAAGAUCAGUGAAGCACGUAAUAAGGAUCCUCACAAGCAUCAAACUUCAGAAGAAGGGACUCUUGGAAGAAUCCGCGAUCACCAGCCUCGAGCCGCCCAGGCUCUCAGAGCUGAAGAAGACAAAAUUACUGACAUUGCAAAGGAGAGAUGGGAGAUGGAGAAAAAAUACCAGAAACGCUUGGAAACACUCAAGGAAAAGCUUUCUAAUAAAAUCAAAGAGUUAGAAGAGGCCUCACGCACAAUAUCUAGCUUACGUGAAUCCCUUGCUCGGACCGAACGUGAGCGCAGCCGACUGCAGCAUAAGCUGCAAGCUGCUUCCGCGCAAUUAGCAGUCGCGCGGCAACUGCCGAAGGGUCAAGCAUAUGGUGAGGGCAUCUCUGAGGAACUUCAAGGUGAGGAGCAAGCACUAGAACACCGAAGGCACCUCGAUGAGCUAGAGAAAUCGCGGCAACAAAUAUAUGAGCUGGAAACGGCAAUCGAGCAGUGGAAGAAGCGCGCAGUCUUACAGCCAACCAAGGAAACAGAACAAGCGCGACAUGAGGCCCGACAACUCCGAGAGCGCCUUCAAACUCUGGAAGAACUUAACGACCAACUACGCAGGAGCAGAGGCGCCUUCUCACGGUCGCCCGAACCAGGUGGGAUUAAUCCAGAUGCAAAGAUGGGUGAAAAGACAGCCAGUCUUGUCAGCGUGCUGGAGAGCAGAAUUCGGGACUUUGUGAACAAAUACGAAGCGCUCGAAACGGAGAAGCUCAAAACCGACAAUGAUUUGCUGGAAUGCCGGUUUGAGAGGGAUGAAGCAAACGACGCAAGAAUGCGCCUUGAGCGGAGGUUACAAGAACUUGAAGAGUACCUAUCCCAGAUCAAAGAAGCCGAAGAAAAGCGAAAAGUGGCUGAAAAUCAGGCUACAAUACCCGGCUUCACCAUACCCCUCACCAAACUCCGGAGUGCGCCUCACCUGUUUUUGGAGCGAUCGCCUCAAGAGCUGGUAGCAGUCAUACAACAUCUCGCCCGGAGCAAUGAAAGACUACGGAAAGACUGUGAAAGCGUGAAAAAGUAUGGAGCAAGCCAGAGCAAGUAUAUGGAAGCGGUUAAGGAGAUCAAGCGGCUAAAGAAGGAGCUCGGACAGAAAGGAGAGGAAACAAGAGCAGUGUCGGACGAAAUGAAAAGAAUUGCAAGGGUGGAAGAAGAGAAUGCAAAGCUACUCCGUCAGCUUCGUCAAGAAAGGGAUAAAGCCACCAAACACUUUGCUCGGGGACAGGAACUGGAGAUGGCCAAAGAGAAACUCCAUGAUGAGCUCAUGCAAGUUCGGAAGACUUUAGGUGGAAUAAAACUUGGCACCCCUGGAAUUAAUGAAGAUGAACACUCUGAGGAAGAGAAAAUGGACGUUGAGGCGCUGGUGGAAAGGCUAAAGGAAUUGACGAAGCAAUUGGCUGAACGAGAUGGAAUGAUAGAAGGUUUUCUCAAAACAGACAACAACGAAACCACUAAUCUUGCUGCGGAGAAUCGCAAACUGAGCAGAGAGCUUGAAAUGUGGCGAGUACGUGCAACAAAGCUCACAGAGCAGAUAGCAUCAGAGACAUCCCGAUCACGACAACAUGUCGUCAAACCGGGUGGCGAGGAUGCAACCCGCGGCGCUUCACCGUCUGCUCUACCACGCGAUAGUGAAGAGCUGGCGGCCCUGCAAAAUAGAUUGGAUCAAGUCGAAAGGGAAAACGCGGAGCUCAAAGAUGAGCUAGCUGCGUUUGAUCCUGCCUUUUUCGAGGAAUUGGAGGAUCUCAAAUGGAACUAUCGGGAGAGCGUGCGUGUCAACCUUCAAUAUGAGGAAAUAAUACGGGAUUUAUGUGAAAAGGCGGGCGUCAGCCCUCACGCGGUACUUACGACAGUUGAAAAGGAUGACCCCGAGGGUGGUGGAGGAUGAUGAUGUUCUAGUUGAUACUUUAUACAUGGUUUCCUGUGGAAGAUGAAAAUGCGGGCCCUUCUCGCCUAUAUAUGGGUGAUUUAGUGUUUUUGAUGGUUCGCUUCGUUCAAAUGAAGUGUAUUGAAAGCUGUCUCGCUCAAUCUCCACGCUUCCUUUUUGUUCCCCUCUCC